GACGCAGUUGUCUUCAUGUUGUUGUUAGGAUAAGACGUGAAUCUUUGCACGUAUCUCCACGAUAAAUUCAGAGUGAUCCAACCGAUUGCUGCAUUCCAUUUGACCAUUGCAGUCUACUGAUAUUAAAGCAGUUAGUUUCAGUUCGUAACUGAAGGCAAGGCAGACAGCAGCAAAUUCGUCGUUUCCGAUCGGUGACAGCCUGAAAUUACUGUCAAGAUGAAAUUCCAAUACAAAGAGGAGCAUCCGUUCGAGAAGAGGAAAGGCGAGGGUGAGAAGAUCAGAAGGAAAUACCCAGACCGCGUUCCGGUCAUCGUGGAGAAAGCUCCGAAAGCCAGGAUCGGUGAUCUGGAUAAGAAGAAGUAUCUGGUGCCAUCCGAUUUGACGGUGGGGCAAUUCUAUUUCCUCAUCCGCAAGCGUAUCCACUUGCGGCCCGAAGACGCUUUGUUCUUCUUCGUCAACAACGUCAUUCCGCCAACAUCUGCCACUAUGGGCUCCCUAUAUCAAGAACAUCACGAGGAGGACUUUUUCUUAUACAUAGCUUAUUCUGAUGAAAACGUGUAUGGAGCCACCGUUUAAGUUGCUCCCCGUUUUUUAAUACCAAGACCUUCUCUUCUCCACCUGCAGUUAUAAAUAUCCACUUUUUUUUUUUUAAAUAUACCCAUAAUUGAAUUUAGUUGGUGAAAUGUAUGGAAAUUUAAUAGAUAUAUCUUGGUAAAGAUCAAGUUCACACUGAUUUGCGCUUUUUCUAUACUUUCUUUUGUUUAAAUAUUUAUUGUUGAAUUUCAUUUUGCGCUACAUUUGCCAAUGAUGAAACAUUGACGAAAUUAGCCGUAAAUUCAAUACAAACAACAACAACAAACAAAAAAAAACGAGAAUUUAUUGUUUCU
Messenger RNA from Nicrophorus vespilloides, 887 nucleotides. RefSeq names its product gamma-aminobutyric acid receptor-associated protein. The transcript has 4 exons. NCBI's taxonomy places the organism in Eukaryota, Metazoa, Arthropoda, Insecta, Coleoptera, Silphidae. The record is from RefSeq and is a predicted model, not a curated record. Gene Ontology annotation, molecular function: GABA receptor binding; ubiquitin protein ligase binding. The coding region runs from base 217 to 576 and encodes 119 amino acids. Gene Ontology annotation, biological process: cellular response to nitrogen starvation; autophagosome assembly; macroautophagy. Gene Ontology annotation, cellular component: cytosol; autophagosome membrane; autophagosome.